Molecule: messenger RNA, 2223 nt
Organism: Hyaloperonospora brassicae
Lineage: Eukaryota; Oomycota; Peronosporomycetes; Peronosporales; Peronosporaceae
Source: the annotation of a GenBank genome assembly
AUGCAGUCGACGGCGCGUCGCUCGCUAUGGCGCUGCGUAACGACGCGCGGGCAGGCGCAGCAGCCGCUGCUGGUGCGUGGAGUAGCGAAUCAGGUGGACGCAGUGCGCGCAGUAGAUGCGGUCGAGCGACGUGCAGCGCAGGAGCCGCUGCCGCGCAGCGCCACAACGAGCAAUAAGAGCUUUAACCUCAUGAGCGCACCGUCGCUGGUCACGAGAGAGGCGGCAGGGGCGGAAGCUGUUGCUGGAGGGUGUGGUGAGACGUGGCACUUGCACCGAAAGAAGGACAGACGGGACGGACACAAAGGCAACAAGAAGCGCAAGUGGUGGGCGGACAUGGACCGCACGUCGUUCUGUUUGCUGCUGGCGGAGCAAAUGAGCUCUACCAAAGUCUUAUCCGUGCUACGAAAGUUCAUGGACGAGUUCCCGAUUCUCAACAACCACUGGUCCGACCAGGAGCUCGUGAUGAUCGUUUGUGCCCUCAUCAAGAUGAACCGAAGCGAUACAGCGCUGCAAGUGCUGCGCAACCAGGUGCAAGAACCGGACCGCGAGCGCCUGAACCGAAUUGCAGCAGCGAGCGCCAGGCUUGGCAACGCGCAGGUCGCUCUGGGCGUGCUGGAGAUCACGAAGCACUUUCAGCUGCAGCCCGACGUUAUCACGUUUACCAGCGUCAUUCAUGCGUGCGCCCGUGGUAGGAGGUGCGACGUACCCGUAGCGCUGAACGUACUGAACGACAUGGUCUUUGCCGGUGUGAAGCCGAAUGCGCGCACGUACGGUGCAGUCGCGUUGGCAUACGCGCGGUUGGGGAGAUGGGAGGACAUUCAAGAACUCUUGGGCUCGAUUUCGUACGCAGACGACGAGCACAAGACCGAGGUGUUCACGUGCGCGAUCAUCUCGUGCUCGCGCAACCACCAGCAUGGCUACGCUUCUCGGCUUUUUGAGCUGUUGCUCGAAGAUGGAGUAUACCCGGGUGAUAACGUCUGCAACUCCGCACUCAGUUCCUGUGCGCGGACGUCUGACUUGGCCCAGCUUCAUCGCAUACUCAAGCUCGUCGAGUGCCACGCAACGCCUUCGACGUACUCUUACAACUGCAUGAUCUCGGCAUACGGCAAUGCGUGCAGAAUGGAUGAUGCGAUGCGAGUUUUCGAGGACAUGUGGAAGCACUCUUCGGUUGCACCCGACAUUGUCUCGUUCAACUCGUUGUUGGUAGCUGCCGUGCGUUCGCGAAAGACGGAUAUGUUUCCAUUCAUCUUGUCGCUCAUGAGCGAAGCUGGUCUGAAAUGGGAUGCGUACACGCUGAACAUACUGUUGCAAGGAUGUGCGCUGAAUGGUGACGUUCAGACAGCAAAGCGCUACUGGUCCGAGGCGAGUCAAGGCAAGGGAGCAGACUUGAAGCAGUCUCCAAUGGACAGACAGUGCGUCAUACUCGAUCGCGCACACUUUGAAACCCUCAUGAGUGUUUACUAUGCGGCAAAGGAUUACCAGUCGAUCGUGGAUAUGUGGUUGAAGGACAAGCUCUGCCGCCGUCGCGCGAAGAGCUCCAAGGCGCUCAACUUUUUGAUUCGCGCAUGCAAAGGUCUGAAGGACGAUAAGCUCGCAGCGACAAUCCUGGCCCAGUUUACUGACCGCGGACAUCCAGUGUCUCCUAUCACGCACAACCACAUGCUCGAGGUGUUUCUCGCUGCCGACAAGUUCGUGGAUGCGGCAGCUCAUCUGCAAAAGAUGAUCGGUAUGGGAGGAGUGGCGUCCACCUUCUCGUUCACAGUCCUCAUGACGUACUUGGCGAAGAAUGAUCGUCAUUCGGAUGUGCUUGCGAUGUUUGAUCUAUACCUGGAAACUCGCGAGGCUGUAUCAAAAGGGCAGAACCCACUGCUGCAUUACCCAGCGGACGCGAUCUAUGUCCUGACGAUGCGUUCGGCCGCCAAGUUACAGGAUCACGAGACAGUGCUUGCCAUCUACGAUGGGUUGCCGACCCAGAUGUCCAUGGCUGUUCGAACGGAACUACUCGUGCUGGCCAUUUCGUCAUGCGAGCAAGACGGCGACUGGCGCGCUGCAGUCACGCUGUUUGACGACCUGACCGGCGAGCUCGACGCCGAGAUCAAUGUGGAGCUGUACAAGCAAGUCGUCAAGAUUGUCGCCAGUGCUGGAGAGUUCGAUCGUGCGCUUGACGUGGGCGGUGGACAAUGGUACCGCCAGAACCGGCCUGACCAAGGCUGGGGGCUGUAG